CCACUGCGCACGCGCGCCGCCCUAAUGCCCCGAGGGCUGCCCUGCGCCCCGGCCUGUGACGUCAUGCCGCCACCUGCCCUCGCACUACGCGCCACCCGGAAGCGUCCGCUCGGGCAGCAGAGCCGGUGGGAGAAAGGUUCCGGGCCGGUUGGGUUCCGGGGCUGCCGCGCUGAGGCGCGGCGCGGCCCGCGAUGAUCCCGGUGCCGGUGGUGGUGACCGUGCUGGGCGGCUGGUGCGCCGUGUACCUGGCGGACACGCUGCUCAAGUCCUCCAACUCUCUGAAGGCGUCCUACGAGGACUGGCUGCUGACGUACGGCCUGAGCGUCUCUCCCUUCCACCUGCGCUGGCAAACCGCGCUCUUCAACCGCCAGUUCUACAGCUGGGGCAGAUGGAAACCCAAAUUCCUCUACUUAUGGUUCAGUGUAGGAAUGGUGUUUGGAAUAGUUGCCAUGUUUGGCUCUGUUAUUCUGCUUGGGAAGACCCUGCUGCAAACACUGACCCAGAUGCUCACCGAGGCUCCAAAAGCCCAAAAUGAUCGAAUGCUGCAGGUUGUGGUGCCUGGUGUCAAUUUGCCCAUCAGCCAGCUGACCUAUUUCUUCUCUGCAAUCCUCAUCAGCGGUGUCAUACAUGAAGUCGGCCAUGGGGUGGCAGCUAUUCGAGAGCAAGUACGAUUUAAUGGAUUUGGAAUUUUUAUUUUCAUUGUCUAUCCUGGAGCCUUUGUUGACCUCUUCACAACUCACUUGCAGUUGAUAUCUCCUGUUCAGCAGUUAAGGAUAUUUUGUGCAGGGGUGUGGCAUAAUUUUGUUCUUGGUGUUGCCAGUUUCAUGGUGUUGUUUCUGCUGCCAGCCAUUCUUUUCCCUUUCUAUUACACGGGUGUUGGGGCACUUGUCACUGAGGUAGCAGAGGAUUCUCCUGCCAAUGGACCAAGAGGUCUUUUUGUGGGAGACCUUGUCACUAACCUACAAGACUGCCCAGUCUAUAAUGUGGAAGACUGGAAUUCCUGUCUGGGAGACAUUUCAGAGAAGUCACAGGUCGGCUACUGUGUAAGUGCAGCCACCCUACAGCAAUUAAGCUUUCCAGCUAGAGUUUACAGAAGACUUGAUGGCACAGUAGAAUGUUGUAGUAACAACAGCCUCACAGACAUUUGCUUUUCAUACAGCAAUAAGUUGGACAGCCACCUGUAUGCCUGUCUGCCAGCACGAAAAGUUAUUGAAGCCAGCAAAGUUUGUCGAACCAACAUGGACUGCCAGAAGGACUUUGUCCCAAGCUUUUGUGUGACUCCUUCUUUGGAGAACCAAACAAGGCUCAUCAGGGUAAAGCAUCCACCCCAUAUUGACAUGCUCUAUGUAGGACACCCCAUGCAUCUUCAGUACACAGUAAGUCUCAGCAGUUUUGUACCACGACAGAACUUCCUAAGUAUUGAUCUGCCUGUGGUGAUAGAGACAUUUUGCAAGUACCUCAUCUCACUGUCAGGAGCACUGGCAGUUAUCAAUGCUGUGCCCUGCUUCGCUUUGGAUGGUCAGUGGAUAUUAAAUUCCUUCCUGGAAGCCACACUGAGCUCCCUAAUUGUAGAAAAACAAAACAGAGAGCUUGUUGGCUUUUUGAUUUUGCUUGCUGGGAGUGCACUUUUGGCUGCCAAUGUUGCACUGGGACUUUGGAUGGUGACGGCGCGAUAGAACAUCGGAUUUUCUUCCAUCAGUUCUCAAAGUACACAGAAAUAAUGAAUACAUUACAUUUCAAAAUGUGUCCAGUACUGAGAUUGAAAUAAUUCCCUUAAUAUGACACUGAAAGAACAAUCAACUGGUGGUUGCUGUUUUAAUUUAAAACUUUAUAACACCAUGCCUGUGGUCAUGGGAAAUGUAGUAGGAAAAAGUAGGGGCCUUUUUAUUUACUCUUUAAGCUCUGUAUUUAUUCUGGAGAAAUUUCAUUUUAAGAUUUCAUAGGAAAAAUUCAGACUUCAUUAAUUCAGAUCUCAAAAUAAGGGAAUUAUUUUGCCUCAAACAUUUGUAAAGUGGGAGAAAAAAAACUGUUUUGUUUUAUAAUUUAAAUAAUUGUCUGUAUAGGCUUUGAUAAUUUCUUAAUCAGCAUAGUCUUCAGUGACUUGUUUUGGUUUUUUUUAGUCUGGUAUUCUACCAAACUGGAUUUUAAGAAGCCCUAAAGUAUGUUCUCAAAAUGGGGAAAAGCUAGGUAAAUGCUUACCAUGUGUUAAUGGGGAGAGAGCAGCCAUUUGGGUUAAUGGCUUUCCUUUCCACCUGGCCAAAAUGACUGGAGGAAUGUUGUCCUCAGGAUGUAGAUCAGGGGUGCCAAUGUCUGCUAAAAAUGAAGCAUGUAGGGGGAUAACAAAGCCCACAUGUUUGUGUUCUUACACUUUCAGUUGUAUGUUAUCAGACACAGCUGAAGUUUUUUUAAAGGCAAUAUUUGUCAGCAAUAGCUACAAGAUAACUGAAAUUUAGUUUCUGAGUGCUGAAGUAUGCUGUGCACAGUUUUCCUAAGUGAUAUGUAAUGUUUGUGGUGUUUUACUCAGAAAAUAAUACUGUAUUCUACCUGUUCACAGUUGAAAGUGAAACCUAAUGUUUUUAUGGUGUCUAUCUUCUAAUGCUAUGCAUGCAAUAUGUACAGUAACUCACUGAUGGUUUUCUGUAUUUCAAAGGGUAAUUUUCCUUUGUUAGGAUUCAUUCUGUUCAAAGAUAGCUAACAAAGAUAUUUAGCUUGUCUUAGACAUGAGUUAUUUAGAGGAAGAAUAUGAUUGAUACUUGUGCUAUUUAAACAUUUGGCUUUGCUUUCUGAGAUGAAUACAGACCAUAUCCUUGUUCUUAAAUCAACAGUGGAAGGAUAGUCAGUGUUUUACUGACUGAAGUAUGUCUGAUGUGCUUUGAAGUUCUUUAGGUUUGCAAUGUUUUGUACCCAAUAGGAUUAUAUAUUUCAUCUUUUCCUCCUGUGAUAUAUUGCCUAGUUUAUCUAAACCAGGUUCAGUCAGAGUCUUGCCUCUGUAGGCUGAUAUCUAAACAAAAAUGCUCUGGUUUGGGAGCCUAAAUAUUUGGAAUAAAAAAUUUUAGAAAAAUACCCUGCAACUUCUGCCUCAUACAGUGUUCCCCAUAGGAACUGCUGCAGCUCAGAGUUCCUUUACAGAAUGGCCUUUCCACCAGGAACUGAAGUGGAACCAAAGCUCACAGAUCCUGGCUUGCAGGGAGCACUGAAACAUCCAGGACCAGGUAAAAUAGAUUCUUCUGACACUUGAGGUGAAAGCCUGGGUAUUUUCAAAGGAGGCUGAGCCCAAUUCCUGGUGUUGCUGCACAAAUUUAUAACCCUAUGAUGUUUGCAUUUGCCCACUGAUGUGUACUUUUGCACAGUAACUUUCACACUUCAGAUGCACUCCUUUCCUACAAUGAUGCAAGCAGUAAUGAUUAAAUAAACCAUGUUUAUUUCUUUGUUGUUGGCUAGUUCACAUCCCCUUCCAGCACUGCCACAGGCUGGGUGGGCCCUUGAAGUUCACCUCUGUGGGGUGGCUGGCCUGUGCCUCUCCUUUUCAGUCAUUUCAACCCAGGCAAACUGGGACAGGUCCUGGUAGGAGAGAGUGAAUCCUUCAGUCCAGUGUGAGCUGGCCCCUUUGGGGGCCAUUAAAAGUAAAACAAAGUGCAAGAAAGGAAAAGCAAACUACCCUGUAAGUCUAACUUGUCAUCACUCCUGGAAACACAGCGAGGAUUCAGGGUAGCAGAUGGGCCACUCUGCCAUCCCUCAGUGGGCAGGAGGACAGGAGCAGCCUGGUCCUUGCACAAGACCUGGCUCUGAGACUGUUCCAGACUGCCCUCUCACCUCAGUGGCUGUUUACUGACCUGAGCUCUUCCUUUCAGUGGCUCUAUAACACUUUCCUCUGUAUCAUCCAAACUACAGUGCAAAAAAAUAAUUUGGACUUAGAAGUUUUAAUGUAGUUUAGUAAGACAGGAUAUUGACUUUCAAAACAUGUCAAGUUUGAUAUUUAUUUAUUCAUGUUGACUGCAAUGGCUUGGAACAAUCCUUUAGCAUAGUGCCUCUCAUGGAAAUGUAGGCAACAGAUUUGGGAAAACCCAAAGCUUCUGAAUUGGCAUGCACAAAUUUCAUCUGCUAUAAUGAGGCUGGCUGGCUGUUCCUGGUUAUUUAGUGUGCUACCAAAACAUGAAGUUUUAUCAAAUGAAGCAAAAGCCAGUGUACUUUACACAGUCAGUGAAUGCCACAGUUCUGCUGAGUAGAACUUCAGUCUGUGUCUGACCUCAUAAGGAAGAAGAGGGUGGAGAAGCCAUUGGUCAUGGCUUUAGCAAAACAGACCCACUAGUGCCCUGUAAAGACCCUAGAUACCAUGUAUGGAAGAGAGAGGACUAGAAGUGCUUAAAAAUAAUUCAUUAGUUCAUUUCUCCACAUGCUAAAAUUUGACUGAGUAAGGGUUGAUUUAGGUAGGUACAGGAUCUUUAGAUCAAGACUUUAGGCAAACUGAGUAUGAAUGGUGACCCAGCACAUCUUAGACUAGUGUAGACAAAGGUAAUAGUCAGGUUGGACUACUCUCUUAAGAAGAAGUUGUUCAGUGGGUCCAUUUUAUUCUCUAUAAUCCUGACAUAUGGAUUACAUUCUGAUAAGCAUGUGCCAUAUGUACACUCACUGGGAUGAUUUUUCCUUGGGUUUUGGUCAUUUAUUUAGCAAGAGAAAACACAAAAGUACAGAGUGAUUUUUGUGUGUUGGAUUUUUACAUCAGUAUUUCUGAUGUGUGUUUUGUUUUUGUAAAAUUAGAGUCUUUAAAUUAAAUCCUUCUACAUCUUAUUCUAAUUAGCCCCUCAGAAUCUUUACUACAGAAUCCAUCAAUAUAAUUUUAGGGCAUAUUGACUGGACUAUAAAACACAGCACUCGUAAAGAUUGGAUGGCUGCUAUUAUUUAUGUAUAUACUAUGCAUUUUAAAUCUGUAUCAGAUGGAAAAAGUAAUGUCUAAUAUUCAGAAAUGUUAUACUUAGCUUUUGUUUGAAAAUUUCCAGAAGAAUUCCAUAAUUAUAAUCAUUGUUCUACUUUUUUAAAUGAAGUUGUUUUUUAUAUCAGCAGAUAUUUACAUAGCAUUUUCUGAUCGUGCAUGUAUAACAUGAAAAUGGCAAACACCUUAGCAUGGAGGAUGUUAUAUGCUUUUUGCUAACUUGGGAAUUUAAAAGCAGCUUGCUUCUGUACAAAUUAAAUGAAAGAGGCUUCAGUAGAAAAAGUAUAGGCAAACUUGCAGAUUAGUCAUCCCAAAUUAUGAGCCACAGUGGAAAAUGUGAUAACUCAUCCUUUUUAUUUAGAAUGAAACAACCAUGUUAUUAGUUUCUGUGACAACCAUGUUAAUAGUUAAUGUGAUAAUUUUACAUUUGUGGAUACGUGUGUACACAUACAUUUGUGUAACAGAUACAUACAUAGCCAUGGGGUGGAUUAGUGCUUUUUUAGGGAUAGCUUACAGCAAUCCUCCAUAUCCUGCAAUGGAGGCUUUUGUUUUUCUUUUUCCACCUCUCUGUGAAUUCUCUCUAUGGUUUUCUCUGGAUUUAAAAAGAGAAACUUACGUUUUCUUCCCAAAAGCAAUUCUUAACUUCUUUCUUAACAGAAGACAAGUGAUGGGUUCGUGAUGUAACCACAGGUGCAUGAGUUUUGUUCAGCUGAUGUUUAAAGCAUGUUUUUUAUUUCUGUGAAGCCUCAGCUACAAGCAUGGUAAACACAGCUUUUUCAGGGCAACUAAAAAAGGUCAGCCUUCACUCUUUACUGCUGCUGUUUGUGCUGUUCUGGAGAACUGGGAUGAACACGGCUCUGUAGAGCAUAGUGAAGAAAUAAAGUUUUCAGGACAGAACUCUCCAUGGCAGUCAGGGUGUUUCAGCUUUCUUGUAAUAAGGAUAUGUUUUGUUCAGUUUAGCACAUGAGCAAUCCCAGCAUUCCCAUAGCUUCCCAUACAUUUUACGUGAUGCCAAAGGGUGACCUGUAGGAAUAUUUUUAAAAUAAAUUAUGUAUGUCUUACAAAUUCAGAGCUUUCAUACAGAUCUGGAUAUCACUAAUGACAGAUGAAGAAGGCUUAUAAAGGUUUAUAUAGCCUUGUCUGUAUUUAACUGUUUUUAAAAUACAUGAGUUAAACUCUAGAUAUAAGUAGUUAUUUGUAAAAUAUGCUUUCUGUACCCCUGCAUUCAGACCAAUUUCCACAACCAGUCUUGCCUCAGCUUUGUUCUUGUAAUUUUGUGAGUAAGGUAUCUUGAACCUUAACACAGGUAAGACCCAAUAUUGGCAAAUAUUUUAUACCCUCUUGAUCCUGAACUUCAUGUGAUGUGUUGUAUUGAUUAGUUAUUUAUGUGACUGAGUUACCUGGGAUACACACCCUGCACAAUGCAGUAUUUGGGAACAUUGCACUGAGGACUGCCACAGAACAGCAGCUCUGUGACUCCUGGGCCUUGGGCUCAUCCACUCCAGCAUGUGAAAAGCAGAUGGCAGUGUUUAAGGGCAGUGAAGGACUUGAGUUCAUGGCAGCUUUAUGAAACUUUCACACUGCUGACCUGGUGUGAAAGGACAGGAACAAAGAGCAGGAUAUGACACUGCAAUUCCUUUCAUUCCAUUUACAUUGUCAUGAAACCUGAAAAGAACUUGUAAUUAACAUUUCAGAGCAGGAAGAUAUGUUUUCCAGCCUUUCAGUGAAUCAUUCAGUGACUGGUGGUCAAACUUUUUUCUUAACACUUUGUCAUUCCUUCAAUAAAUAUGUGCUGAUAAGUAGCAUGAGUAGUUGAAGCAUAUUUUGUAAAAUGGACUUGGGUAUUUCUCACCUCUGGAUGUUCAUCCUGGGAUGUUUUUGUAGCAUCAUAGUAUAAUUGGUCUUCAUUGAUACUGGUUGAAAGUUUGGAGGCUAUUUCCAAGCCUAUUUGAAAAAUCUAUUUCCAAGUUGUUUGUUAAUAUUUUAAAUUCAUCUUUUCCUUACAUUACUUUGUUUUUAGAUUGCAUAUACUCAGUUGAUCUUAUCUGAAGCCUGUCAAUGGAAUAUGUAUUGUUUAGAAAUUCACUGUGGGAUUUUUUUUCCUUCUACAUGGCCUUAUUUUUCACACCGACUCACAGCUGUGGAAUGUUAGAUUUCUAGACCCUUUGUUCCCACUAUGCAUUGUUCAUGAUCAUGGGUUUUUUAAAAAACAGGAAAAAAAGAAAGCUUCAUUUUGAAAAUGUCAGCUAACAAAUAUAUGGAACACUGAAUAAUGUAUUGUGGUUUUGUUUUGCUUUUUUCUCUAUUUAAUUAACCAAACAAUAAGUAUUGUUUUCUAUGUAUGAUAAAUGUAUCCUGCAAAUAAAUUCAUUGUCUAAUUGUU
This is a messenger RNA of Zonotrichia albicollis (white-throated sparrow), 7313 nucleotides long. RefSeq names its product membrane bound transcription factor peptidase, site 2 (gene MBTPS2). Gene Ontology annotation, molecular function: protein binding; metalloendopeptidase activity. Gene Ontology annotation, biological process: membrane protein intracellular domain proteolysis; regulation of response to endoplasmic reticulum stress. NCBI's taxonomy places the organism in Eukaryota, Metazoa, Chordata, Aves, Passeriformes, Passerellidae. The record is from RefSeq and is a predicted model, not a curated record. Gene Ontology annotation, cellular component: cytoplasm; membrane.